Cryptococcus amylolentus CBS 6039 is the source of this 798-nucleotide messenger RNA. RefSeq lists its product as hypothetical. The record is from RefSeq and is a predicted model, not a curated record. NCBI's taxonomy places the organism in Eukaryota, Fungi, Basidiomycota, Tremellomycetes, Tremellales, Cryptococcaceae. Bases 1 to 798 code for a protein of 265 amino acids. The transcript has a single exon.
AUGGAUGUGAAAGAAGGCAAGCUAGGAGACAAGACGAAAGAUAUGGAGCACGGCAAGGGGCGGGACGAGCCCCAGAACUACGAAGUGCCUAGCAGCAGCCUGGGGUUGACCACGUCCCACGAUUCCACAGUUGACAGCACCCCCCGUCCUCGUGUCCACCUCCAUAACACCCUCCUCCCCGAGACGCCCCCCACCUCCCAGACCAAAGACAUAAUCUUCAUGGUGGCCGAGAUGCAGCAACAGUUUCUCGACGCUCUUGCCAGUCAGAAGAACGACAACCCCGACCGGCUCCAUCACCCACACAAACUCGUCUGCCCUACCAUCACACGCUUCACCAGCGACCCUUUCGUGAUCGUACGCCAUCUAUAUGCGCUGGAAGACUACAUCGACAACGCAAGCCUCACGAUGGGCUCAUCGACACUCUUCGACGCCUGGGUCGUGCGCCAGUGCAACCUCUCUAUUGCUGGCGUUGGGGACUGGCGGACGUGGUCUCAGGAGAAGGGAAGGUAUACCUCAAACUUCUCCGCGUGGAGCCGCCUAUGGAAGGCGAAGGUGCUCGACAGGGAUUGGGUCGACCAAGUUAGAAACUCGGCGGCUUCGAGGCGAAUGGCGGGAGUCACUCCUCUUCAAUUUGACGCCUUUGCCUCUUCGCCUCGAGACCAUCAAAACAUUCUCCGAGAUUCGAACGAUCCCCUUGAUGACAAGGAAGUCAAGAGGCUAUUGAUGGCGGGGUUGAUUUCCCCUUUUGUCACGCAUGCUGUCAAGGGCGCGUGGUCUCGACAAUUUUCUGACAUUUGA